This is a messenger RNA of Drosophila subobscura, 975 nucleotides long. RefSeq names its product ATP-dependent (S)-NAD(P)H-hydrate dehydratase (gene Naxd). Bases 37 to 936 code for a protein of 299 amino acids. Lineage: Eukaryota; Metazoa; Arthropoda; Insecta; Diptera; Drosophilidae. Gene Ontology annotation, biological process: metabolite repair. The transcript has 2 exons. The record is from RefSeq and is a predicted model, not a curated record. Gene Ontology annotation, molecular function: ATP-dependent NAD(P)H-hydrate dehydratase activity.
UAUCGAUACCCUUGAGCAAAGUCAAAAAACAAAAUAAUGUCAACAAUCAAAGAAAUCCCUGUUAAUUUGCCAAAAUUGCUUACAUUGUUUCGGACAAUUGUGCCGAAACUGACAAAUGACAAAUAUAAAGGACAAUAUGGCCGAAUUGGCGUCAUCGGAGGGUCUUUGGAAUACACCGGUGCGCCCUACUUUGCUGCUUUGAGUUCCAUGAAAGUCGGUGCCGACUUAGCUCAUGUCUUCUGUCAAGCAAAUGCGGCCUCAGUAAUCAAAUCUUACAGUCCCGACUUAAUCGUUCAUCCAGUGCUGGACUGCUUGGAUGCUGUUGAUAAAAUAAAGCCGUGGUUAGACCGUUUACACGUGAUUGUUAUUGGACCCGGAUUGGGUCGGGAGCCGCCUAUUUUGAAGACUGCAAAAGAUUUGCUAAAAUUGUGCAUAGAAUUACAAAAGCCACUUGUUAUAGACGCUGAUGGACUAUUUAUUCUGAACGAUAACAUUGAUCUAGUGUGUGGACAACGGAAUAUUAUAUUAACCCCAAACGCUAUGGAAUUCCGCAGAUUGUUUGGAGAGGACACAGAUUCUGUGCAUCAAAAAAUGUCUUCUCUGGGAGAUGGUGUUGUGGUCUUGGAAAAGGGCAUAUAUGAUAGAAUUCAUUUACCUCACAGCAACGAAGUUCACUCCAUGCCUAGUGGCGGUUCCGGACGUAGAUGUGGCGGUCAAGGGGACUUGCUAAGCGGAUCUCUAGCAACGUUUUAUUUCUGGUCACUGCAAUCCAAUCAGCCAAAUCCCGCAUUAAUAGCAGCUUGUGCUUCAAGUUAUCUCGUGAAGGGAGCAAAUUUGGCUGCAUUUAAAAAGUUUGGUCGAAGCUUGCUAGCUAGUGAUAUGAUAAAUGAAAUAUCCACAGUUUUUCGGUCUGAGUUCGAAGAUCCGGAAGUUUGAUAAAACGGUCUAAUAAAUUACUAAGGUGUGAUGCUUUGA